Molecule: messenger RNA, 1814 nt
Organism: Armigeres subalbatus
Lineage: Eukaryota; Metazoa; Arthropoda; Insecta; Diptera; Culicidae
Product: probable cytochrome P450 9f2
Exons: 2
Coding region: 133-1800 (555 amino acids)
Molecular function (GO): monooxygenase activity; oxidoreductase activity, acting on paired donors, with incorporation or reduction of molecular oxygen; iron ion binding
Source: RefSeq, a predicted model, not a curated record
AAACAAAGUACUGUCGUUUUUUGAAAGUCAUUCCACGUGUACGUGCUUCUGAUAAUAGGCCGUUUCUAUUAAUUAAUUGCUGUUAAAAAAUUCAACUCAUCGGAUCAAAUAGUGAACAAAAACAGACCAACAAUGACCGUAGAUCACAGUUUCCUCCAGUAUUCUACCACGUCAACAAUCGCACAAAUAUUUUUGUUCGAAAUGGAUCUCGAUUGGACGCAGCUGUUUUCGAUUCUAGUGAUAGCAGCCAUAAUUUAUCGCUGGCUAAACAGUAACCAUGACUACUUCCUCCAUAAGCCGAUUCCUUCGAUGCCGGUCUGGCCCAUCAUGGGCAGCACUGGAUCACUUUUGUUCAAGCGGUGCACCUUUUCGGAUUUUGUGCAAACCAAUUACAAAAAAUACUCUGCAGCUCGAGUGUUCGGGCUGUUUGACACCAACAUCCCCAUGUACGUGAUCUGCGAUCCGGAAUUGAUCAAGCGGAUCGCCGUCACCGAUUUCGACCACUUUAUGGACCACCGACCGAUCUUCGGAGCUAGCAAUCCCGAUCACCCCAAUCUGCUGUUUGAGAAAACACUUUUCGGCAUGGCCGGACCAAAGUGGAAAAGCAUGCGAUCGACGUUGAGUCCGGCCUUUACCGGAUCCAAGAUGCGGCAGAUGUUCGAGUUUGUGGUGAAGUGUAGCGACAAUAUGGUACGAUUCUACCAAGGCGAGCCACGCGGAAAGCAGUACGAGAUGAAGGAUGUGUUUUCGCGGUUCUCGAACGAUGUGAUCGCGACGUGUGCGUUUGGGAUCGAGGUGGAUUCAGUUCGGAAGCGGGACAACGAAUUUUUCGCUCACGGCAGUAAAAUGUUCCAAAUGAAUAGGCUAAGUGUUGUGGCGCGACUUAUUGGGUUUCGAUUUGCGCCUGCUUUGAUGAGUCAAUUUGGACUGGAUUUGAAUGAUCAAGAGCAGAAUCAGUAUUUUUCUUCACUGGUCAGAGAAACGAUUAGUGCGCGCGAAACGAAAGGCAUAUUGCGUCCAGAUAUGGUACAUCUGUUGAUGGAAGCUAAAAAGGGUUUACUGAAGCAUCAGAAGGAAAUCGAGCAGCAUAAGGGUUUUGCAACAGUUGAAGAAUCGGAAAUCAUGAAAACGCAAUCCCCGAAUACGAUGACCGAAUUGGAAUUGAUUGCUCAGUGUUUGAUCUUCUUCCUGGCUGGUUUCGAUACGGUAUCAACCUGUUUGACCUAUACAGCGUAUGAGCUGGCGCUAAACCCAGAAAUUCAGGAUAAAUUAUUUAAAGAAAUCAAGGAAAUACACGAAACGCUAAACGGAGAGCCUCUAAACUACGAAACUCUUCAAAAGAUGACCUACAUGGACAUGGUCAUCUCGGAAGUGUUACGCAAGUGGCCCGCCAUAGCCACCCUGGAUAGACACUGCGUGCAAGACUACGAGAUGGACGCUGGCAACGGGUUAAAAUUCACCAUCGAACGUGGCAGCGGAAUAUGGUUUCCGAUCCACGCGAUGCACCAUGAUCCUAACUACUACCCGGAACCGGAGCGGUUCCUGCCGGAACGAUUCAGCGAGCAAAACAAGGCCAACAUAAAUAUGGGAGCAUAUCUACCAUUCGGCAUAGGUCCGCGGAACUGCAUCGGAUCGCGUUUUGCGCUGAUGGAGGUCAAGGCCAUCGUGUACCAUUUUCUGUUGAGUUUUAGCUUCGAAAGAACCGACAAGACUCAGGUUCCAUUGGAAAUUGUGAAAGGGUUUGGUCCGAUGAAGCCGAACGAUGGGGUCUAUCUGGAGUUCAGACCGAGAAUAUUGUAGUAGACUAAAAUAAG